AUGCGCCCGACGUCAGGCGAUUGUAUCCAAUACGAGGAGUGCUUCCCCGUCGGGGAUUACACCGCGCGGUCGACCGACAUGAUUGGAUGGGGGCCCCACAACGUCCUUCACGUGGCGAUGCGCUGGUCGGUUAAAUUUUUUGUCGGGGGGUUGUUGAGCCCUUCGAGAGAAGUAGCGUUGCAGCAGCAUUCCUUAACGCAUCGCUCGGACGAGGCCUCGGAGGAGGUUGUGAUCGGCGCUAAGUGGGCGCUUGGGCUGCUACCUGAAGGGCGCUACCCCGCCGAGGCGAGAAUAGCCGUGGCGACCAACGCCAACCUCCUCGUCUAUCGCGUUGCGCGGCAGGGGAAUGGCAAAACACGCGUGAGUAAAGGCCUCGGUGUUGGCCUCUGCUUCUCCACCGCCGACAUCGCGAAGAAGGAGCACUCGCCAAGGAUAGACGCUCACGAAUCAACACGAUUGGAGGAGUCAUCCUGCAAGGACGGCGCCGAUGUCAUCUCACUAUCCGAGGAAGCGCCGUUGAAGGCGCGAGGGGUGGAAGCUGAUGCGCCGGCAGGGCAAGAUUUGUUGUCAAGGAAAAGUGUGCAGGCGAGUUUGGCUUCUACCACGCAAGGGCUUAGUGUAAAAUUAGACGAAAGCCCUGCUCAGCAGUCUGAAGAUGCGCUUUCUGAUGAGCAUACGGAUGAGGACGAGGAAAACACCAGCACCAAACGGAAGAGCAAGAAAUCGAAAUCUUCGCGCAAGAAUGCGAAAGGUUCUACAAAAGACUCUUCCUCGAUGAAGAAGAAAUCCGAAGGUGGCUCGCCAACGCCCCAUUCUAGAAAGCGGAAGAUCAGCAGCGGGGAGUCGAAACAAGAGUUAUCGUCUCAUACACGGUAUCAACACCCCUUGGUGGACUACUUCUGGAUGCCAAAGGAUGUACUACUUGUUAUCACCACCGAUGGUGUAUAUUUGGUGAAUUUUUUCGAGAACUUUGAUGAUGAGAUGAUUCCUCAACUUUUGGCGCUACCAAGCCCGUUAUACAAUUUUCAGGAGGAUAUCUUGGGCACCGAGAUGGCUUUCCCCAGCGCAGCUGCAAUGGUGAAAUGCAGCUUCGAGAUGACCUCUUCGAUGCGGGAGUGUCCUAUUUUUUCAUCCGUGAGUGAUCGAGUCUUGAUCGUCGCCAGCGCUUUUGUGUUGAGGAUCCUUCAUGUGGCAGAAGAUAAGGUGCAGCUUGUGCACUAUGUCGAGGUCCCAUCGCUGACGGCGUUACCGUCGUGUGUGUGUGCAUUUUGGAGUCCAACCAGUUCAGCCACACCGGGGGAGUAUUUUCACCACCACCGCCCUAGUGUGGAGGCCUUGCAAGGGAUCGGAAGGGAUUCAUCAGCUCAGGUGCGGAUUAUCAUAGGGACCCCAAUAGGCGUCGAAUACGGUUACUUCCCGCUCAAUCUAGCCGUUUUCCAAUCACAAAAAGAGUGUGAUCACGUUGCCGAUGUGGGGGGUGCACCCUGGAUGUCGCUCUCCAUUGAUACACCGGAGGGCUUCAUCGAACACCUAUUCUUACGGGCCAUUUCUUUAAUCUCCCUGGAGGACCUAAGGCCUUCCCUCGCGUCCUCUUCCUCGGAUUCGACUGCCUCGAUCGUAUUCCCGCGUGGAUCACCCUGGGCGAUCCUCGGGCUAUCCCGACAAUGCCUAUUGGCGAUGCUUUUAGGCACCGGUGAGAAUAAAAUCACGAUGGUGCCGCUCUUUCGCUGUGGCUCGCUCGCGGGCGCGACGGAGGCCUCCGCGGAGGCGGCGAUCGCCGUGUGUGGGGUCGCGCUGCACCCCUCUCACACCCUCGCCAUCCUCGCCGUGCAGAUGGGGAUCCCUCGCUACGACGCGGCGCAGCUUUACCCCGUCUCCGUCGACGUCCAGGGUGGCUUCCUGCGUCGUCUGCUGGAGCUGCACGACGCCCUCGCCGCGCCGUUCACGGGGGAGGGGGCGUGGAAUCGAUCGAAUCCCGACCCCUCAGGCCUCUCGCCCAGGCCACCCAGGACGGCCUUCGCUACCGGAAACGGGGAGGGGCUGGCGGUUGUGUUGUCGAAGCAGCGCAGGGCUUUGUACUUUCUCUGGGAGAAGCUGUUUCCGCAAAGCCACGAUCACCUUUCCAUGCGAUCCUAUCGCGAGUCGUGGCGGCGGUUCUACGCGGAGUCGACGUCGGGCGCGCCCGCCUCCCUUUCGCAGCCAUCCUCGGCUAUUCGAAAGUUGGAGGGGGGAGGGGGUUUCCCUCUCCAUCCGAGUGAAACGGUGGGAAUAGUCGAGGAGGUGGUGAGGCGAUGGCGUCAGCAGUACCUCCAGCUUCGAAAGCAGUACGGGGUGGAGCUCUUUCUACGCUACCUCCCGCCAACGGGCGAGGAGGAGGAUCGCUACCUCGGCGACGUCGACAUGAACGGCGAGCGCGCCACGUUGGGGAAGUAUUGGUGGGCGAUUUUACGAAUCCUAUGGCGGCUCCGCCCCCUGGAUGCCACACCGCUCUACGAGAUCAUCCUCGCGAACGCGAUUCGCGUGAUUGGGAUGCGCUUCGGCUACGGGGCGUUGCAGCUUUCCAGCGAGGAGGCGUUUUGGCAGGUGGAGACGCACCCGGGUGCUUCGGUUUCCGCGUACGAGUUGAACUGCACCGGCGCAGUUGCCUUUGCUCAUUUGUAUCUCCAGAAGCUGAAGGAGGGGCUGAAGAAGGAAACGACAGAGGGGGGUGCGUUUGCGCCUUGGUGCUGCUCUGCCAUUUGGGCAGAAUCGAUUCAGUCGUUUUUGUCUAAACUUGGGAUCGGCGAGGCGGAUGAGGCGCUUUUCUCCCAAAUGUAUCCGUGUUCGGUAUGUGAUGCGGCUUGUGCGGCUUGUUUUUCCUGGAAUUUCAUGUUUGAUUCGAAACAUGUUGCUCAUGAUGGAGGGGAGACUUCUUCUCACAUCCCGACAGGGGGGCCGGAAGUGCACACGAGCGUUUUUUCCCCAAGAACCUUUUCUCCGUUAUCCUUGUUCUCGGAGUCGGGGGUUCUGACGAAGUGCUUUGGGUGUGGGUUCUGCGAUUUUGCGGUAGGCCCUUUCUGCCGCAUUUGUGGAGGACUACUCAAGUAA
Phytomonas sp. EM1 is the source of this 3087-nucleotide messenger RNA. NCBI's taxonomy places the organism in Eukaryota, Euglenozoa, Kinetoplastea, Trypanosomatida, Trypanosomatidae. The record is from the annotation of a GenBank genome assembly.